UUUAUGGCACCAGUUUACAAUUGUUGACCAAUCAACGUUGUUAUUCCGUGACUUCGUAAUCCUGCGAAAAAUUAAACCAAAAGAGUGACAUUGGCAUAAUCAUUUAUCUUACACCAGUGUGGGUUGCGUCUAAGGCGAAGCUGGGUGGUGUUAAUUAUGGCUGAAACUCAAUACAAACCGCCCGGACUGGAGGCAUGGGACAUUGUGAUAGUUGUGCUGUAUUUUAUUGUCAUACUUGGUGUUGGACUUUUCGCUAUGUUCAAGUCCAACCGUGGAACUGUCAGUGGCUAUUUCUUGGCUGGACGAUUUAUGACCUGGCUUCCAGUUGGUGCAUCACUUUUUGCAAGUAACAUUGGCAGUGAACAUUUUAUUGGAUUAGCAGGAUCAGGAGCAGCUGGCGGAAUUGGAGUUGGAGCAUUUGAGUUCAAUGCAAUAAUUCUUCUACAGUUGCUUGGCUGGGUGUUUCUACCAGUUUAUAUUGCUGGUGGGAUCUGUACCCUUCCAGAAUAUAUUUCCCGUCGCUAUGGAGGAAGAAGACUCAGAAUGUGGCUUUCAGUUUUAUCUCUUCUUCUGUACAUUUUCACAAAGAUAUCUGUUAAUUUAUUUUCUGGAGCCUUGUUUAUCCGUUUGGCUCUUGGUUGGAACUUGUAUUUGGCCAUUUUGUUGAUGCUGGGAAUGACUUGUCUCUGUACUCUCACAGGUGGACUGACAGCAGUGAUCUACACAGACACUCUCUGUACUUUCCUCAUGGUUACUGGAUCAUUGACAGUCAUGGGACUUGGAUUUGCUGAAGUUGGUGGUUAUGAUGGUCUAAAGCAAAAAUAUAUGAUGGCAGUCUCAAAUGAUACUUUGUACUCAAACAGCAGCUGUGGCCGGCCAAGGGAUGAUGCUUUUGUCAUGCUGCGAGAUCCUGUCAACUCCGACAUGCCUUGGGCGGGAUUCAUUUUUGGACAGACAAUUGCUUCAAUUUGGUAUUGGUGUGCAGACCAGGUCAUUGUGCAAAGAGCUCUUGCUGCCAAAAGUUUGUCACAUGCCCAGGGAGCCUGCCUGUUGGCUAGCUACAUUAAGAUUUUGCCUCUCUUCACCCUGGUUAUGCCAGGAAUGAUUAGCAGGGUGUUGUCGCCAGACCGUGUUGCAUGUAGUGUCCCAGAAAAGUGCAUGGAGAUUUGUGGAAGUGAAGUUGGCUGCACCAACAUUGCAUACCCAGAGCUUGUUCUCAAGCUCUUGCCAACAGGUCUCAAAGGAUUGAUGAUGGCAGUAAUGAUGGCUGCUUUGAUGAGUGACUUGACCUCAAUCUUCAACAGCGCCAGUACGCUCUUCACCAUUGAUGUGUACGGCAGGUUUCGAAAAAAGGCCUCAGUUAGGGAGCUCAUGAUUGUGGGAAGGAUCAUGGUCGCAAUAAUGACAGGAAUAGGAAUCUUGUGGAUCCCUGUGGUUCAGAGUGUACAGGGAGGUCAGCUUUUCAUCUACAUCCAAGCUGUCAGUGCAUAUUUUUCCCCGCCAAUAGCAGCCCUGUAUUUGAUUUCCAUCCUCUGGACGAAGGCAACGGAGAAGGGUGCAUUCUGGGGUAUGAUCGUGGGCUUCAUUGUGGGUGCAAUACGAAUGAUCCUGGACUUCACUCACUUAGAGCCUCGUUGUGGUGAAGAGGACACUCGACCAGGCAUCAUAGCCAAGGUUCACUACAUGUACUUUGCACUGAUCCUCUUUUGGAUCACAGUCUUCACUAUUGUGGUGAUCAGUUACUUCACUAAGCCGAGGCCUGAAGGAAAUACUGCUCGGUUGACCUGGUGGACAUUACACGAGAAGCCAUCGGACACAGACGUCAUGGAGGAAGCCAGGGACGAGGAGAUUGAAAAGCAAGAAAUUCCUGAGGAGGAUGACAUAGAAAUGGAAGAGAUAGAGGCAGAUGAAGACAAGGAGAAGGGAGCAACUGAGGAAACGCCGACCGUGACUUUGAGACCAUCGAGGCAUCCACCAGAAUCGAAAAUAAAGCGUUUGUACUCGUGGUUCUGCGGCUACGAGGCUGGAACAGAAGAAGCAAAGAAAGCAGCUCAUGAACAACACGAGCGGCUGGCCAUGAUCACAUCGCUUGAACGAGAUCCAAGAGCGGAAACGUUCCUCAACAUAAAUGUGGUCAUCAUUCUUGCAGUCGGGCUCUACCUCUACAUUUUCUUUUCCAUUUAAAUUUUUUUCAGUAGACAGAGUUGUCAAUAAAUUUCGGUAGCCGGUCAAAAUCACUUGCUAGUUUGCCAAGAGUAUCCGGCACCUUUAACCACAUUUUAUUACAAGCGCGGAAGAAAAAUCGUACAAUUGUUGAAAUGCAAUUAAAAAAAAAUUUGCACAAAAGCCAUUUUUCGGUUUUUUAGUAAAAUUGAACGCAUAAUUUACCAGUAAAAGGUUUAGAUGUGUGAUAAGAUUCCAAGUAGCUUGAUAGUUCGUGCGAAUUUCGUGGACAGCCUGACUAAGAGAGUUCCGCGUCUUGCGUAUGGUUCUACUUUCAAACGUAUUGACACCCUUCGUUGAACAUGUUUUAACUGGUGUGACCAGUUUCUCUUAUCUUGUCGAUCGGCUCGUUUUACGUCCUUUUUCGUUGAACACUAAACGAUCUGAAGGUGCAGUGACAGUGUGUUACCUGGUUUGGUUUUGGUGACA
This is a messenger RNA of Pocillopora damicornis (cauliflower coral), 2652 nucleotides long. Its product is annotated as sodium/glucose cotransporter 4. Gene Ontology annotation, biological process: transmembrane transport. Gene Ontology annotation, molecular function: D-glucose:sodium symporter activity. Gene Ontology annotation, cellular component: plasma membrane. The record is from RefSeq and is a predicted model, not a curated record. Lineage: Eukaryota; Metazoa; Cnidaria; Anthozoa; Scleractinia; Pocilloporidae.